This is a messenger RNA of Magnolia sinica, 2850 nucleotides long. RefSeq names its product pentatricopeptide repeat-containing protein At5g66500, mitochondrial-like. The transcript is spliced from 2 exons. The coding region runs from base 396 to 2159 and encodes 587 amino acids. Lineage: Eukaryota; Viridiplantae; Streptophyta; Magnoliopsida; Magnoliales; Magnoliaceae. Gene Ontology annotation, biological process: RNA modification. The record is from RefSeq and is a predicted model, not a curated record. Gene Ontology annotation, molecular function: protein binding; RNA binding.
GCGGCAUAGUUGAUGCGUAAUAGCCUUAAAAAAAAAACCAUUUGUGGACAACUGUACCAUGUGUGGCCCAGUAAUGGGUGAUCAAGAGAGAAUGAUCAAAGUCUCACAUGCACUGUAGAAUAAUCAAUUGUUUGGGCAGUGCUAGCGAUCUGUCAAUGAGCUUUUCUAAUGUAUGGGUCCAUCCUUGGUGCAUACCACAUAGUGAAUGGUCCAGAUUACCAUAAACCAGCCACUACAGGUGAUGCCCCAGAUAGGUGUGGAUCAAUCUAUCAAGGUAAGGAGACCAAGAAAGGAUAUGUACAGUAGUGUAUGGCAGCCCAUCACUGCAUACGUGGCAUAACUUAAUCCAGACCGUCUAAAUUGUGGCCUAUAUUCUACCAACUAGGAGGUGGGUGAUGUUGGAGAAAAUUCUCAACUGCAAGGGUUUCAUAGAAGCAUCUAAAUUCUCAACUGCAAGUGGGGCCCUCCUUCGAUGCAACUCUUACCACAACAACGGCCCAGAUCAAAAUCUAUCCUCUUGUCUCCCCAUUCUCCAAAUCUCUAAAACGUACACUAACGCCUCCCAUUUAUUUAAUCUGUUCAACCCCUAUAAAUGCACCAGCACAACACCUUCCACAGAAGCAUACCUUCUGUUCGACGAAACGACUCACAGAAACCCCAUCUCUCAGAACGCACGCAUCUCCACCCACGUCCGCAAUGGUGACCCACAUGCCGCGUGGCUCCUCUUUCUUCACAUGAACCGUGCAGACUUCAACCUUGAUACAUAUACAUUCACUCCUGUUCUUAGCGCCUGUUCUGCACUGUUCGACGCACAACGAGGUAGGCAAGCUCAUUCUUUGCUGAUUAAAACUGGGCUUGGAUUGGAAACCGUUGUGAACACUGCCCUUGUUGAUAUGUACACCAAAUGCGGUAGCUUGGAUGAUGCAGUCCGGGCUUUCAGAGAGACGAGAUCGAGAGAUGUUGUUGCAUGGAAUGCCAUGAUAUCGGGGCUCAUCCGGCAUGGCCGAGCAAUUGAUGCUGUAGGUGCUUUCCAAGAAAUGCAGAAGGACGGCAUAGGAUUCAGUGAUUUCACGCUCUGCUCAAUGCUGAAAGCGUGUGCUGCUUUAGAAGCUCUUCGGCAAGGCAAGCAGAUUCAUGCUCUGUCAAUUGUUGUUGGAGGUUGCAAUUCAGUCGUUUGGAGCACUGCGCUUGUUGAUUUCUAUUCGAAAUGCGGUCUCAUUGCGAAUGCAUUCAGAGUAUUCGAUGAAAUGAACUGCACUAAGGAUGAAGCUACUUACAACACUUUGCUUUCUGGGUGUGUUCGGAAUAAGAAGUACGAAGAAGUAUUCUUGAUGUUGGUAAGGAUGCAGCCAAACAGGAUCGCUCUGACAAGUGUUCUUGAUGCUUGCUCUGAGCUUUUGGAUUUGUCGAAAGGGAAGCAGAUACAUUGCGUGGCAAUCCGUCAGGGGUUUGAGUCUGAUACCUUAUUGUGUAAUGCAUUAUUGGACAUGUAUGCAAAAUGUGGGAUGUUAACAUCUGCCCAUUUGGUCUUUGAUCGGAUUGGUAGGAAAAACGUGGUUUCUUGGACCAGCAUUAUUGAUGCGUAUGGGAUUCACGGUCUUGGAGUUGAAGCUGUGGAGAUGUUCAAGAAGAUUACUGUAGGGAGCAGUGGCAUUGCUCCAAAUUCCGUGACACUUCUCGCUAUUCUUUCAGCUUGUGGCCAUUCUGGCCUUGUGGAAGAAGCAAGGAAUUGCAUUGUUUCGGCAAGGGAGAAGUACAGUCUUGAUAUUGGUCCAGAGCAUUAUGCCUGUUUCAUUGAUCUCCUGGGACGGGCGGGCCGGAUCGAUGAAGUGUGGAAUCUCUUCUGUGAUAUGAGUACUAGUACAAAACAACAUGCAGCAGUUUGGGCAGCUCUGCUCAAUGCUUGUAAAACUAAUCUCGAUGUUGUGAGAGGAGAGUUUGCAGCAAAGGGUUUAUUAGAGCUGGAACCUGAGAAUCCGGGGAAUUAUGUCUUGCUAUCGAACUUUUAUGCUGCUGUUGGAAGAUGGGAAGCUGUGGAGGAAUUGAGAAGGGUAAUGAGAGAGAAAGGGCUUAGAAAGGAGGCUGGAAGUAGCUGGGUUCCGUUGAAUGCUGAAAUGGAGAUUUUAGCAGGAGACAGCUGGGUCGCCAUUGGAUGCUGAGAACAAAUCUAUCAUGAUUGGAUUGCUCAUAAAGCCACACAUGCAUACGGAAAAAAACAGAUGAUGUGCACAUUGGUUGUUCAAGUGCGGCUUGACCAGAUGAGUGGACUGAUCUGAUUUUGUGCGGAACAUAUGAAGUGGGGCUGAUCCAAUCACAAGGCUGGACUUAUGCGAACAGCAGCCUUGGCAAGUGCAGCAGCUAAUUCCAGAAGCUUGAAAUUGCUUCAUAUGUUUUGCAUGGACAGGAAUAAGGCAGAUUGGUAAGAAAAAAUGUGGUUUCUUGGACCAACAUUAUUGAUGCGUAUGGCACUCGCAGGCAUGGAGUUGAAGCUCUAGAGAAGUUCAAGGAGACAAAGGGUGAGAAUGAUGCAUUACUCCAAAUUCCAUGACACAUCUUGCUAUUCUUUCAGCUUGUGACGAUUCUGGCCUCUUAGAAGAAGCCUGAGAUUGCUUUGUUUCGAUGAGGGAGAAGUAAAACUCUUGAUAGGCCUGUUUCAUUGAUCUCGUCAGACAGGAAGGUCAGAUGAAGUGAGGGAUCUCUUGGAUCAUCAUAGUAAGUGCUAUCUGAAACUAUCUUGAGUGAGAACUGAAUCACAUUGAAAUUGUCAUUUUUCUAGCGCCGACCACUAAUAAGCUUUUUCCAGUCACUAAUUCAUUGAGUCUAUAAAUUGUUGAUGAGACUACCUUUCAA